AUGGUCAACCGAGGCGCUUCCCAAGGCUGCAUCACCUGCAGACAGCGGCAUGUUAAGUGUGACGAAAGCAAGCCGCAGUGCAAGACAUGUCUUCGCCUCGGACGCGAAUGCGCAGGCUACGGAAAAAAGGGUCUUCUGGUGAGAUUCAAGGAUGAGACAACGAUGACGACGAAGGCGACGACGAAGGCGACGACGACACCAACUCAACUGGCCCCAUCAGCAUCUCACAACUACACGGCAAUGUUGUCGUCUCCGUCAAUUAUCCAACAGGAUCUCGCUCUCUCCUUCUUUCUCACCUAUGUUACUGGCAUUGGCCGUAACUUGGAGUCGACUCGCGGAUUCAUAGAGUUCGUUCGCCCAGCCCUCGCUUCUGAACAUCACAAUUCAGCUUUAUUCGCCGCCGUCAACGCCGUAGCAACCCUGUUGUGGGUGCUACUGGGACAUUCCAGCCCUUCUAUUUCACGACCAACACACUUACUCAACAAGGCUUUGCUGCGACUUCAGAAGGCAAUCGGGGACCCGGAGGAUCGAGGACGCGACGCCACGGUGCUCGCGGCCUUGGUGCUUCAGGCGUAUGAAACGAUAUCGGCCGUACUUGGUCAACACCGAGCUGACGGCACACACCGCGACGGCGCAUUGGCCCUGCUAUUACAUCGAGGCCCCGAUGCAGGAGGUUCAAAGUACCAUGGUAGCCUUUUAGGCAACAUUUUGCACGCCAAAGUCUCCUUGUGCGUCAGAGAGAAAAGACCGUUUCCUGUGCACUGGGUUGAAUGGGUUCAGACUAAAGUCAUUCCUCAAGUACCCGUCAAUCCAAGCUAUCUGCUCGAUGUUAUUGGCAUUUCAGUUGCCAACCUUCAACAUCAAUUCCUUCGGCCAUUGCCGCUCCAAGAAAAUGUGUCAUAUUUUGAACUGGAGGAGUGGUCCCAAUGCGUUCGGACUUUGGAUACCCGGCUCUGGAUGUGGCAACAAGAUGUACCACAUCAUUGGCACCCAAGACGAAUACCGAGCGAAAAAUACAUCAAGUCACCCAAUAUCGUGUAUCAGGGUGCUUGUGAUGUGUACCCAACUGUCCAGAUUGCGAACAUAUGGAGCGUGUGGCGCAUCUAUCGCCUUCUUCUCAUACAAAUCAAGCUCCAACUUGCAGCCAGCUUUCGCAAACUUGCUUGUGACCAAAAGCAUGCUAUACAGGAAGACAGAAAUAUGGACGACAUUAUGGACACCACUAGGCACAUCCGUGAGAAUCAAGAACUGCUUGAUUCUCUCUGCCACAGCGUCCCGUUUUACCUCGGUAACCGGAGAGUCCCUGCAGUUUUUUCCGACAUGGAAAACUCAGAACUUAUAUUCCCUAGCUAUCACAACCUACAGUCCACCGAUGACGCUUUUCUGAGUUACCUGGAAAGCGAUUGCUACGUUUCCAGCGCUGAUCAUCGUCGUCAUGUCGUUCUCCACGGCGCCUUACAUAUCAUGAGCAUAUUGGCCUACCACAUAGGAUUGUUUGCCGAAGCGCGAAGUUUGCGGCUAACCGAAACUUUCGGCCAUGAGCAAAAGAAUUGGAUUUCAGAGCAGUUUCUCCGAUCGGCCUACUUAUUACGACUGAUUCCCGAAGGGCCUUCGCUUGAUACUGCCCACUAUGAUCGCGCAGUUGAGACUCAAUUUGGUGACAUGGAGGUUUCAAAGGUUGAAGCUAUGGCCAGUACUAUUCGGCGAAGGUUGUGGACCAUAAGUAUACUUUAGCAUGUGUAGGAGCUCAUUGACUGGAAAUGACUCCUGGUAGUCUGGUCUCGUCAACGGGACAGUGGGUCAACUUUCCUGGGAUCGGGGUGCUUUUAAUACUGUAGGUUACAACAGCGUACCUUGUCUAUACGGUCUCGCAGACUCAUUCGAUGUCUGGCUGACGAUGAAGAGCGCUGGGUCCUCGCCGUUAUUGAGGACGAGUAAUUAUUGUGACUCCGACUUCCUCUUGAGCCGCGUUGUAACCUUAACCAAGUAUUAACUUUGGCAAACGCUGAGUAGAGCUGCUGGUACAUAGUUGUGAAUACGAAAUGGCCUUGAUGGAAGUUAUGAGUAGGUAUUUGAAUAUGUUGGAC
Molecule: messenger RNA, 2087 nt
Organism: Ilyonectria robusta
Lineage: Eukaryota; Fungi; Ascomycota; Sordariomycetes; Hypocreales; Nectriaceae
Exons: 2
Coding region: 1-1734 (577 amino acids)
Biological process (GO): regulation of DNA-templated transcription
Molecular function (GO): zinc ion binding; DNA-binding transcription factor activity, RNA polymerase II-specific
Source: RefSeq, a predicted model, not a curated record